UGUGCUGUGCCCUGUGUGUGCUGUGCCCUGUGUGUGCUGUGCCCUGUGUGUGCUGUGCCCGGUGUUUCGCAUUUGGGGAGGAACACUGAUUUCCGGUGCAUCAUUUUCCCCGAGAGCUCCGGCGGUAAAUGCGUCAUAGCGCACGCAGGGCGGAGCGGCCACAGCCGAAGGGUCCAGGCGUUUGGCACCCACCCUCCCCAGCCAAGCCACCCAUCCAUCCAGUCACUCAGCCAGCCAUCCACCCCGCACACCCCGCCAGCCGUCAGCCCAUCCCUUCCUCCGACGAGUCGCUCCCACCCACUCACCCACCCUCCCGAGCUCGGCAGCCUCCACGCAGCGUCCCCCCGGCCAGCGGCUCCACUUCUCCUGCCUCCUCCGCACAGCUCCGGGAGCGACUCCGCCGUUCACAAUGCCCGUACGAAGAGGCCACGUUGCGCCGCAAAACACCUACUUGGACACAAUCAUUCGGAAAUUUGAAGGGCAGAAUCGAAAAUUUUUGAUUGCAAAUGCCCGCGCGGAGAACUGCGCCAUAAUCUUCUGUAACGAUGGCUUCUGCGAGCUGUGCGGCUUCUCGCGAUUCGAGAUCAUGCAGAAGCCGUGCACCUGUGACUUCCUGCACGGCCCGGGCACGUCAAAGCUCUCCAUCACACAGGUGUCGCAGGCACUCGUGGGCUCGGAAGAGCGCAAGGUGGAGAUCCUCUACUACCGCAAGGACGGAACUUGCUUCCUGUGCAACACCAUCAUCGUCCCUGUGAAGAAUGAAAUUGGUGAAAUCAUCAUGUUCAUCCUUAACUUUGACGACGUGACGGAGCGGACGUCACUCAAGUCCGAAGAGGUUGUCAACCAUGCAGGCGUGCAGUCCCGGAUCGCCGCAUACACGGGAAAGGCGCUCCGUCUCAAGUUUCAGUCUCUGCGCACCAUCGCGGCGAGCAAGCUGUCGCUCCCGCGGGAGGACCCGGACUCGGUGCUGGUGGAGGCGCCGGUGCCGCGGCACCGGCCGGGCACGAGCGGCGUGAGCAGCGGCGAGGCGCUGGCACUGCGCCGCGUGCGCUCCUCCUCGUCCCGCGACGGCUCGCUGCAGUCGCACCCCGAAGACACGCGCGUGCUCAUCGACUCCUCGCCCGCCCGCUCCAACCACUCAGGCAUGCCGGUCACCACCACGCCGCCGCCGCCCCCGCCCCCGGCUGCGCCUCUGUCGCUCGGUCACUCCUCCCCGAGGCACCUGGCGCACCAGCAGCUCGUGCAGCAGCACCAGCAGCUGUCUAACAUGGACCGCUUGCACGUGCUGGACGUGGCGUGCUCCAACUCAAACCUGGCACACAUCCGCUCCAAGGAGAGCCUGCACAGCCUGCGGAGGGCAUCCUCGGCCGACGAUAUUGAGGCGAUGCGCGGAGACUCGGAGCGGCCGUUUCGCGAUCGUCACGGCACGACAGUGGACAGAGGAAGGCAUAUACGAGAUACUUCAAACCAUAUUAGGCCUGCAUUUCUUAACUCCACAUCCGACUCGGAUCUGAUGAAGUACCGGGCCAUCAGCAAACUCCCACAACUCACCUUCAACUUUUCCGACUUCCGCUCCGACAAAACCGUGGUGACACCGCCCUCUUCAGAGAAGAACUUCAUCCCGCCCAAAGUAAAGGAGAAGACGCACCACGUGACAGAGAAGGUCACCCAGGUCCUGUCGCUGGGAGCAGACGUCCUGCCGGAAUAUAAGCUGCAGGCGCCGCGCAUCCACAAGUGGACCAUCCUGCACUACAGCCCUUUCAAGGCGGUGUGGGACUGGCUCAUCCUUCUGCUCGUCAUAUACACGGCCAUAUUCACGCCCUACACGGCUGCCUUCCUGCUGAGCGAUCAGCAGGUGGAGAAUGAGCGACAAAAGUGCGGCUACUCCUGCAACCCGCUCAACAUCGUCGACCUCAUGGUGGACAUCAUGUUCAUGGUGGACAUCUUCAUAAACUUUCGCACCACCUACAUCAACAAGAAUGAAGAGGUGGUGAGCCAUCCGGGCAAGAUUGCCAUUCAUUACUUCAAAGGCUGGUUCCUCAUCGACAUGGUGGCAGCCAUUCCCUUUGACCUGCUCAUAUUUGGCUCCGGCUCUGGCUCUGGAGAGACAACAACGCUCAUCGGGCUGCUGAAGACGGCGCGGCUGCUGCGUCUGGUGCGCGUCGCGCGCAAACUCGACCGCUAUUCCGAGUAUGGAGCGGCCGUCCUCGUGCUGCUCAUGUGCACGUUCGCGCUCAUCGCACACUGGUUGGCCUGCAUCUGGUAUGCCAUCGGCAACAUGGAACGCCCCGUGGACAGUUUAGCUAAGGAUCGCAUCGGGUGGCUGGAUCAACUAGGUGGCCAGAUUGGAAAGCCCUACAACGAUACAGACACAUCCUCAGGCCCCUCCAUCAAGGACAAGUACGUCACAGCCCUUUACUUCACCUUCAGUAGCCUGACAAGUGUGGGCUUUGGCAACGUGUCGCCCAACACCAACUACGAAAAGAUCUUCUCCAUCUGCGUCAUGCUCAUUGGAUCCCUCAUGUACGCCAGCAUCUUCGGUAACGUAUCGGCCAUCAUACAGCGACUGUACUCGGGCACGGCGCGCUACCACACGCAGAUGCUGCGCGUCAAAGAGUUCAUCCGCUUCCACCAGAUCCCCAACCCACUGCGGCAGCGCCUGGAGGAGUACUUCCAGCACGCCUGGUCCUACACCAAUGGAAUCGACAUGAACAUGGUGCUAAAAGGCUUCCCCGAGUGUCUACAGGCUGACAUUUGUUUGCACCUCAAUCGAACGCUGCUGGAGAGCUGCAAGGCCUUUAAUGGGGCCAGCAAGGGUUGCCUCCGCGCCCUGGCCAUGAAGUUCAAGACGACGCAUGCUCCACCCGGAGACACGCUGGUCCACAGCGGGGACGUCAUCACAGCCAUGUACUUCCUUUCGCGAGGAUCCAUCGAGAUCCUUCGCGAGGACAUUGUGGUGGCUAUUUUGGGUAAAAAUGACAUUUUCGGGGAACCCGUCAACCAGUACUCGCGUCCCGGGAAAUCCAGUGCAGACGUGCGGGCGUUGACCUACUGUGACCUGCACAAGAUUGUGCGCGAGGACAUGCUGGAGGUCCUGGACAUGUACCCGGAAUUCUCCGAACACUUCUGGCCCAGCCUGGAGAUUACCUUCAACCUGCGAGACAUAAGCUCAAAAACUGAAAUUAUCCCCAGAUCCCCUUGGAGUUAUGAGUCAGAUGGAGCUUAUGGAAAACUUAGAAAACGGAAAUUGUCAUUCAGGCGUCGAACAGAAAAAGAUGAGAGGGUUGAGGACGACGGCGACGCCAAGGCGAGCGACACGUGGCCAGCGCGAAGGCCUCGCAGGCGAGGUGGGCGCCGAGGGCCGGGCCGGCAGGAGAGUGCCACCACCUUCUCGGCUUCCAGCGAAGGAGAAGGAGAUGACGACGACGGCGGCGGCGGCGGCGGCGGCACCGCGAAGCAAAAGGACAAUGGGGCCGAGGCUGUGAAGGCAGUGUCGCGAAUCGUGGAGCUGUCCCCGGAGUGCGCCGGUUGCGACAUCACACCGGCCGACCUCAGCUUCAGCUCACCGCUUACGGCCGCCGUGAGGCCACGGGACCGAGGAGGCCUCAUCUCCGGAGCAUUAUCGGGAGUGUCGGCAAUGCUGGGCAGCAUGUGGGGCGAAGGCAAGCACGAGUACCAAGAGGUGCCCAAGCGCUCCGUGUCCGAGCAGGACGUCCUGCGGGAAGGCGGAGGCCGCACUGAGGUUCCGCACGAGAGACUUGACAGGCGACUCGACCUGAUGCAGCAACAGCUCAGCAGGCUGGAGUCACGCAUGGCCUCAGAUGUCGGGGUCAUCCUACAGCUGCUACAGAGACAAGCAGUGCUGGUGCCACCGGCGUACAGCGCCAUGUCGCUUGCGAAUCACGCUGCCGAUUCUGAAGCCUGUGACCGUGCCGGCCCGUCAGGGCACACGGCCGUCUCCACCCACUCGGAAGUAACCACUGCCUCCAGCAGCCAGAGCCGCAUGCAUUCUGACUAUGACAUGUGCAAGCACAAGUCGAAGGAUUCCAUCGCCUCCAAUACACUGGAUUCCAGGGCGCCGGUAGAUGCCCUCUCCGAUGCCCUUUGUGACGACACUGUGGCCUUGACCUUCUUGGACCCUGAGCAGCAGCCGCUCAUUGUGGGCCUGGAGGAGGACGAACAAGACGACGUAGAGUGUGGGAACGAACCAGCUCGGGAGGCAGCGUCGACCGCGGCUAUGACGGUGGCAGCACACACAAGCGCCACUCGUCACCCAUCCUUGCCAGACCCUGGUCCCGCCAGCCCCUCAGAGAUCCCCUUGCUGCUGCGGCACCACAUGUCAGACCCGGGUCUUCCAGGGAGCUAAGCAUCUCUGGGAAUGGGUUUUUUUUUUGGUUUGGUCUUUUUUUUUUUUAUCUGCUUUUAGUUUCAUCCCGACUUCCCCGAUGACUCGGUUCUCCAGAAGAAAAAAAAAGGUCUGGAUUGAGCCGUAAUUCCCCAGUUACCACACGCUCAGGGUUAACGCAAUCGGAGGCUGCUUCCAUUUUGUACGACUUGCAGGAUUCACAGCAAGAAUGCGCAGAGUUUUAUGUGGUCGCAAGCCGAGGGUACUCAACGCUGAAUGUGAAUUGCGACUGUAUGAGUUUUGUAAAAAGGGUAACACACAAUCCUGCCAUGCAAAAACAUUCGAAGACAAACGCAGCAAAGAUGACUGCAACUUUUACACCGGCUCACCGAAGAUGCUGGAUUCACAGACACCUGAGGAUCUGCCAUCGCGGAUCAUCUGCCCUUUGCUGGCGAGCAGCACUAGUGAUGUAUCCUCAGUGAGUUAAAGAGACAUUCGUGAAAAAAAAAACCAAGUGUCAACAUUUACUUGUAGGUCAAAAGUGAAAGCACAUGGCAACUGGAGAAAGCCGUUGGUGUGGUGUGAAACAUAUCAAUGUACGUAUUCACCGUUUCUCUAUUGGCGUAAGUUUCAGUGCUGACCAUGUAUUACACAGGCAGGAUAUUGAGAGCACCUUUGGGAACUGUCAAGAGAUGAUGGCGGCCGAUGAUCUGUUCUGUCAAACAAUUUUGAUGUUGACAGUGAAAUGUCAAUGGUGUAUGAAUGUGGGCAAGAGAAGCUUCCCGAUGUCGCAUCAGUAUUAUUGACACGGCUACUUUGGCAUCCCAUAAGGUGUUUUAUAGCUGAGCCAGUAGAAGAUCAGACUUGCCAUAAGUUAACAAAAUAAAUAAAAACGUAUCCUGGCUCCAACUAUGGUCGUGCAUGUUGAGGUUUUAAUUUUGUUAAUUUUUGUAAAUUACUGACACUAGAUUAAUCUCGUUGCUGUGGCAUUAAACAUACUAUGAAUGCAUUAUACUAAAAUAAUCUACCAUGCAUAACCACAAAUUAAUCUCGCGUGUAAAUAUAUAACAUACAGUACAUGCACACCUUUAUGAAUGUACAUAACUUCACUGUACAUUAAAAACAUAAAUACGUUGUGACAUGUGACAGUCAAAUGUAUGCAAUGCUUAUGAUAGGUUUUAAUAUUCAAGGUUUAUUUUACCAAGUUUUUGAUAUUCUUUACACUGGCGGUUUUUGACGUUCAACAGUGCAAUUUACUCCUCCAUCAAGCUGUUAGAUGCCUUCAUAUGUUAGUGUACUUGAAUGCCGCUUGCUUUAAUCCAUUAUAUGCAAUAACAAAUUAAAAGCCGGUAGGCUGAACACUUCACUUUGCUUUGCUGUUAUACAUUUUACCCAUAUUGCAUAGCUUGAUAUUUGCCUACUUUGCAAAUUAGCAAGCAAAUAAUUUGUUGAUAUGCAGACUCGCCAAAGCUUGCCCAAUCAAACGUCAGUUGAAAUACUGAAUCAUCUCAUUAAGCAAUCGCAGCUGCAAAUUUACAUGAUUUGUGAAUGCAACAUUAACAAUGUAUCAACAUCCCUCGUCGUUUUUUUUGUUUUAACCGCCGCGUGUUUUGGCAUGAUAUCCUACGUUCCGCGGCAUCAUUCUGCAAGCUUCUUUAGGAACUAAAAUUGGACCGCUCAUUUUAUCCCUCGGUAUGCCCAAAUCGGCUACAGCUAAGAGGGCAUGCAGCGAAACAUCGGACAUCAUUCCUGAACAUGCGACACAACCUGAAAACACAUCUGAGAGAUAGAUACAUAUAUACCAGCACAAACGUGAAAUCGUACACAGUAGUAUAGCACAAAAUUAACUUUUCUCUAAAAUAGUAUGUACACUGAUACACGUACUAAGAUGCAUUUAGUGUAAUUUUUUUUUUGUUUUAUCCUGAAUUUGUGCAAAUGUCACUGUAAUGUGCUGUAUAUUUAAAGGUUAUUGUAGUGAAUGCACUAUUUUCAUGCAAUAUAAGACAUGGGACUGAAUUUUGUUAGACUUUUUUUAAGCCUAAAAAUGCACAAAAAUUGCACGCUUUUUUUCCUCCCCAACUUCGUAUAUUUCUUACAGAAAUGUAGCACAAAUCUUUACCAGCAAGCCAUUGCACACUGUGGUGAUGUAUUGAAAUAAAGCAGGACGUAGAUAUUUCCUUCAUGUAUAAACAAGCCAUGGCAUGUACUGUAUUCAUAUUUUUUUAAAUUAAACUAAAUUUAUUUUGUUAUAAUCUGCCACAACAAUUGAGGACUUUAAAUUGAGGUGAACCAUAUUUUUCCAUCCAAGAUGCAAAUGUCACGAGGGGACAAAUACAUGUCCUAAGAAUGUUAAUGUAGCAAUACUUUCGUUUCCAUGCUGCCUGCUUAAAUGUUCACGUUUCCACAAGUCCAGUGUAACGACGUUGCUUUGUUGUUAACGAGUAAAAUCUUAAGUUUCAUGGGGGGCAAUUGUUCCUAUAUUGGUAAUUUUUCUUAGCUUUGAAAAUGCAACACAAUGCAAGGGCGUUUGCUUCAUAAUGGUUUUACCACAUGCAGUUCAUUUCAGCGACGUAUUCACCUCCUCCAGAAACCACCCUCCUUCCCUUAGAGAGCGUACACAACAUACAUGUUUUGUACCACGUUUGACCUAAACCAACAAUGGUCCAUCGGAAGCAGGAGCCAUCUGAAAUAAUUUGAGAGCUUGUGUAAAAAAAUGUAAAAUUCAACAUUUACUCAAUUUGAGUGCCAACGUUAAGCACAGCGACACAACGUAAAAUAUAUUUUAAAAAAUAAUCCUACCUUUAUUGUUGUCAAACGCCAUUGCAUGAAAAAUAACCAAAUGUAGCACACGUGUGUGUAUCUUUAGUGACUGGCGCAUAUGAAGAUAACAUUGUUCAUACAGUAUAAGCUGCAUAGUCCAGUGGGUAAAAUAAUGGACUUGUUUAACCCACGACAAACUAAAAUAUAAACCAAUAAAAAAUGCAUGCUGCACUGCACAUUACCGUUACGCAUGAAAAAGGUGUUAAUUACAGUACAUAGACCUAGAUAUUUUGCAUUUCUUUGAAAAUAUUUAAUCAUUUGUAGUAUAUUUAUCUGCACUUUAAAAGUUAUGCAUUGUUUUUCUCCUGUACUGUAAGUGGUCAGUGCAUUAGGUCACCAAACGUUUAGGUUUUUAGACUACAUUUUGAGAUUAGAAUAAUUUUCCAAAUAUUUUUUAACGGACAAGAUGUAUGAACAAGUACAUUUUCUUCUGACGUCUAUUGGUGGGGUAGGGGGGGUACCUCUGCAGUUUGUUCCCAACGUACUCAAUGGGUGUGAAUAUUAUUUUCCUUGUGUUUAAGGGUUGACAAAUUAAAACAUACUAGAAUAAUGAAUUUGAUCAUUUUCAAAACUGUAACUGAAUAAAAUCUAUGCAGAUGAAAAUUA
Molecule: messenger RNA, 7771 nt
Organism: Petromyzon marinus (sea lamprey)
Lineage: Eukaryota; Metazoa; Chordata; Hyperoartia; Petromyzontiformes; Petromyzontidae
Product: voltage-gated inwardly rectifying potassium channel KCNH2
Biological process (GO): potassium ion transmembrane transport; regulation of membrane potential
Cellular component (GO): plasma membrane
Molecular function (GO): inward rectifier potassium channel activity
Source: RefSeq, a predicted model, not a curated record